AUGCAUGUGUCAGUGGUGACCGCAGAUGUGAUAUUGCUCCUGAGUAUGGGAUGGACAUCAGACUCUCUCUGCUCACCCACAAUUUUUUACAGAGACUGCUGGAUCCGUCGCUUCCCAGGUCUUCUAGUUGACCUGGAAGAAUCUCAAAAGCUGGGAGCCCAGUUUUUGAAAUAUUAUUCUGAAAGUACUGGCCAGAAGUGCAGUAGGAGCUGCUGUCUUAGGAAGGACGUUUCCUGUAAUCUGGCUGUCUUCUACCAUGAUCCUGUUCAUGACAAUGUCAACUGCCUCCAUAUUCACUGCCCCACACUGGAGAACUGUAUAUUACAGCCAGGAGCUGGUGCCAUUUUGUACAACAUAACAGAAGGUAUAGAUCCAGAUUUGCUGGUCUUUGAACAAUCACCUCCCAGAUAUCUAAAUACUCGUUCUUCAUCUAAUAGGUGGGACAAACUAAGAAUUCUAAAAGCUAUAAAUUUAGAUAAACAGCAAACCACUAUGGUACACCAAAUGCUACUGUCAAUAGAGGCUCCAUCACCAACCACAAAUCAAGAUUUGGUUGUAAAUACAAAUAAUACUGGUUAUUCCAAGGAAUUAACCACAGAUUCUUGGGCAAGAUUCACUUCUGUGAAUGAUUCCAUUACCACAAAGGUAAAUAUGGUGUCACCAAGUACUGAUUUCAUCAACAUUCCAGAUGACAAGACCAUUUCUCCUUUCUUUGUGCCCUCAGACACAAAACUUUCCCAAAUGCCUAUUCCGUCCCAAUUCAAUAGUAGCAAACAAUUACUAAACAAAACCAAAGGGUACAGCACCAGAAACCACACAGCUGAGACUGAAGACAAGACACCUGAUGGGGCAUCUGUGACUUCAAAGAUGUGGCUGGUUCCUGUCGCAUUAUGUACCACUGUCAUCUUUCUUUGCUGUUGUAUAGUCAUCUUGGUAUCUGGAUGCUGUCGGAAGCAACAGGGCCAUUAUAAACCAGGACGGAGAAAGUCAGGAUCCAAACAAAUUAAAAAAUGCUACACUGUGAAGGAGAACUCUUAA
Messenger RNA from Orycteropus afer afer, 1038 nucleotides. It is a transcript of the gene MANSC4, whose product is annotated as MANSC domain containing 4. The coding region runs from base 1 to 1038 and encodes 345 amino acids. The transcript is spliced from 3 exons. The record is from RefSeq and is a predicted model, not a curated record. Lineage: Eukaryota; Metazoa; Chordata; Mammalia; Tubulidentata; Orycteropodidae.